Molecule: messenger RNA, 1865 nt
Organism: Xenopus tropicalis (tropical clawed frog)
Lineage: Eukaryota; Metazoa; Chordata; Amphibia; Anura; Pipidae
Gene: usp12b
Product: ubiquitin specific peptidase 12b
Biological process (GO): protein deubiquitination; ubiquitin-dependent protein catabolic process
Molecular function (GO): cysteine-type deubiquitinase activity; deubiquitinase activity
Source: RefSeq, marked provisional
GCGGAUGGACGUACUGAUGACCGUCCGGAAGAUCGCCUCGAUCUGUACGAUGGGCACCAAUGCCUCAACAUUGGAAAAAGAAAUAGGCCCAGAGCAAUUUCCUGUAAAUGAACAUUACUUCGGUUUGGUCAAUUUUGGAAACACCUGUUACUGUAACUCUGUUCUACAAGCACUUUAUUUUUGUCGUCCGUUUCGGGAGAAAGUUUUGGCGUACAAGGUCCAGCCGCGGAAGAAGGAAAGCUUGCUCACGUGCCUGGCAGACCUCUUCAACAGUAUUGCCACGCAAAAGAAGAAAGUGGGGGUCAUUCCUCCCAAGAAAUUUAUCUCCAGGCUAAGAAAGGAAAAUGAACUUUUUGAUAACUACAUGCAACAGGAUGCCCAUGAAUUUCUGAACUACCUUCUGAACACUAUAGCUGAUUUGCUGCUGGAGGAGAGGAAGCAGGAGAAGCAGAAUGGCAAAUUACAGAAUGGGACCCUGGAGGCCCCAGAGCCUGAAAAGUCUGACCUCACCUGGGUACAUGAGAUCUUCCAAGGAACACUAACCAAUGAAACCCGAUGUCUUAACUGUGAAGCUGUUAGUAGCAAAGAUGAAGACUUCCUGGAUCUCUCUGUAGAUGUGGAACAGAACACUUCUAUUACACAUUGCUUAAGGGGGUUCAGCAACACAGAAACACUAUGCAGUGAAUAUAAAUAUUAUUGUGAGCAGUGUCGUAGCAAACAGGAAGCACAGAAAAGAAUGAGAGUAAAGAAGUUGCCUAUGAUUCUCGCUCUGCACUUAAAAAGGUUUAAAUACAUGGACCAGCUGCAUCGAUAUACCAAACUGUCCUACCGAGUGGUGUUUCCGUUGGAGCUGCGACUCUUCAACACCUCAGGGGACGCUACCAACCCAGACAGAAUGUAUGAUCUUGUGGCAGUGGUAGUUCACUGUGGAAGUGGACCAAAUCGCGGACACUACAUUACCAUUGUAAAAAGCCAUGGAUUCUGGUUGCUGUUUGACGAUGAUAUUGUGGAGAAAAUCGAUGCGCAAGCCAUUGAGGAAUUCUACGGCUUAACAUCUGACAUUUCCAAAAACUCAGAGUCCGGCUAUAUCCUGUUCUAUCAAUCUAGAGACUGAGGCCCUGGCUGAUAAUGAGACGCAUAGAAAGCAUAUAGUCCUGAAACAGGAAUGUAAUGAAUGGGUUAGAUAUCAAGGGAGCAAAGACGUGAGAAGAACAUGAAGAUUCCAGUAACUGUCUGUAAUUAUGGCCGCAGGGUGAUCCUAAAUCGUCCGCUAAUCCAGGCUGCCAAGAGAAGCUUGGAAAUGCUCCUCUGAAUUUUAUUUUAACCCCUUCUUGAGCCGGAUUCUCAGAAAAUAGAAGGAUUAAACUUUCUGUGUCCCAACAUAACGUCAAUUUGGCAUCGGGAGGCCAGAGGUAGAAGUUCGAUUGGACACCAGACGGAUUCUGGGAAUUUGAUCUGUGCAGACUCAGGCUAAUAAAACAGCACUUUGGAGAAUUCCAAAUCAUGGUGCUCAAGGAAUCUACAAUUAAAGAGUUUAUUGUUUGGUUAUGUGAUAUUCACACACUUUCAUUUGUUUGAAUCAUCUUCAAUCAUUUCCACCUUACUCUACUUUGCUGUAGCACCCCUCACAGAGGAAGAGAGGCUGCUGCUGCUGCUGCACAUGUACAUUGCUUUGGAUACCUUUCAUGACUUUAUUUUCCAAAUUUCUAGCACCUUUAAAUGUAAUUUGAAGCAUCCCCAUUGGGAUAAUGAUUGUACUUAGAAAGCUUUGGUCCCUAUUAAUCAUCUGUGAAUGAGAAUGGGGGAUUACAGGAGGCACCUGGGUGCUUUGUCCUUUAGCUCAUUAAAGUGAUAUUGACACCAAA